Molecule: messenger RNA, 873 nt
Organism: Symbiodinium necroappetens
Lineage: Eukaryota; Dinophyceae; Suessiales; Symbiodiniaceae
Source: the annotation of a GenBank genome assembly
AUGGACCUGGAGAUUGACCUUGGGGGCUCGAAGCAGACUCUUAAACUGGCGACGGCACAGGAGAGCUGCCGAGAGGACGUUGAGCAAGGGCGGCUGCCAACCCUGCAACGGCAGCUGGUGGUGCCAGCAGCGGCACGGGUUUUGGGCUUUAAGUACCACGAGGCCGUUGAGGCCGCAACGGGCUUCGCCCGGGUUCACGACCUUUGCGUCCUCCUGGAGGAGGAAGGAAAGCUGUACCUGGAGCCGCUCUCCCGUACCUACACAAACCAACUCUCGCAACACCUCCCUGGCCGCGUGCGCUGGCUGCCACCGGCAUUGGAAGCGGUAGAGAAGACAGACAAGGAAGGCCUGGACGUCACGGAGCUCCCGGAGGUAGAUGGCCUCCAGAUCCUUCGGGGCUCGAUGGACCACAUCGUCGACGCGUGCUACAAGGACCCGUGGAAAGCUCUGUCUUUCUCCAAGAUCAUGUGGUGGGUGGACCUGUCGCUGCUGACCUGUGCUUUGUUUUACAUCGACAUCGUGUUGGACGUCAAGCAACUUGCUCUGUUCUAUGGCAGUGGCCUCCACGGAUACCUGCUACUGAACAUGAUGAGCAUGGCGCUUCCCAUCAUGUUCACCACCUGGGACGCGAUCAAGUUUGUCGGCACUCCAUCAGCGGACCGCGGUAUGCAGCGGUAUGCAUGGUCUGCUGCACCGACAGGUGGCCGAGUCUGCGACAUCGGCACUUGUACAGACAAACUUUCUGAUCUCUGCCCUCGGGGGCGUUUCACAGAUUCAAGCGCUGGAGUUAUCGGAGGAGCAGCUGCAAAGCAUGCAGCUGUCAGUAGCGGUGUCCUGUUUGUCCCUUGGCCUGGGUUUCGCCAGCCGCGAUAA